AUGUCGCUCCCAUCCGCUGACAUCCCCUUUGUUCGCACCCCGGAAUCGAGGUUUCAAAACCUUCCCGACUUCCAAUAUGAACCAAAAUACCUUCAAUUUGGCGGUCUACGCAUGGCUUAUGUCGAUGAGUGGUCGUGUGGCUCUCCCAGAGACCCACAAACAGAAACUGAGGUCGAAACAUUCCUGCUGCUUCAUGGCGAACCGACCUGGUCUUUCCUCUAUCGGAAAAUGAUCCCCGUUUUCCUUCAUCAUACCACGAGGUCAAACAUAUCGCGACCUCGCCGCGUCAUAGCACCUGACCUCUUCGGCUUUGGUCGUAGUGACAAGCCAACUCGAGAGGAGGAUUAUACUUUCAAUUUCCAUCGCGCGUCCCUGGUGAAUUUCAUCCAAACGUUGGAUCUCAAAAACAUCACCUUGGUGGUUCAGGACUGGGGUGGUCUACUUGGGCUGACUCUACCCAUCGCCGAUCCCGCCCGUUUCAAGCGUGCGAUCGUCAUGAACACGAUGCUUGCGACGGGAGAAAAGGCAACUCCAGGCUUUGUCGCUUGGCGCGCUUGGACCAACAAGAACCCUGAUAUGGCAGUGGGAGCGCUGCUAGGACGGUCUUGUCCACAACUCAACGCGGCUGAAAAGGCUGCAUACGAUGCUCCUUUCCCCAAUCGAGAGUCCAAAGCUGGGGUAAGACGAUUCCCGAACAUGGUGAUGGUGAGUGACGGAGGCACGGAAGGUCUGGAGAUAUCCAAAGCGAGCCUGGCACUCUUUCGCGGGGGCGGAGUUUUUGAGCGGCCAGAAGAUGUCGUUGUCAUCUGCGGGAUGAAAGACCCCGUGCUGGGACCACCGGUCAUGAGUCAGAUGUCCAAGAUUUGGGGCAAUGGUUGUCUCUACGCUGAGAUACAAGAUGCUGGGCAUUUUGUGCAGGAAUGGGGAGAUCAAGUGGCAAAGAUUGCACUUGCCGUCUUUCAGGGAACUGAAGUUAAAGCUGCGCGCAGGAUCGUGCCCAGGGAGAAGAUAUGA
Fonsecaea multimorphosa CBS 102226 is the source of this 1014-nucleotide messenger RNA. RefSeq lists its product as uncharacterized. The transcript has a single exon. The coding region runs from base 1 to 1014 and encodes 337 amino acids. The record is from RefSeq and is a predicted model, not a curated record. Gene Ontology annotation, molecular function: epoxide hydrolase activity. Lineage: Eukaryota; Fungi; Ascomycota; Eurotiomycetes; Chaetothyriales; Herpotrichiellaceae.